UUGUCUCCGUCCUUCUUUAUAAUCUUCUCCCCACUCACUCCUUUUUCUGACCAUUCAUUAAUAACUGUCAUUUCUUCUCAAAACCUCUUCAAAAUGAAGUUCUUUUCUCGUCUCAAAAAUAACAACACCACCAACAACCACCACAGAUCCUCCUGGCCAUGGCCCUCUUGCCACCAACCCAGAACCCUCUCAUUCAGAGCUACCACCGCCAGCGCCACCACCACCACAACCACCACCACCACUCCCACUCAUGACAUUUUCAAAGGCUCCAACUCCAUCGCUCAAACUCCGGACUCCUUCUUCACUGACUCACCUAACUCCGACAGUUUCUCCACUGCGUCCGACAUAUCCCACACCGUGGACUCCACCGAAACGGUUAUUCGAGGCCUCCGCUCCGACCGCCUUUUCUUCGAACCGGACCCGACCAGCUCCUUAUGGGAAGCGAAACUCGCCACCCUCCCACCCUUCAAAAACAGCGUGGUUUUCUCCAUGGACUCCACGCACCCUUACGUGGAUUUCCGCCGCUCCAUGGAAGACAUGGUGGCCACACACAGCGUCAGAGACUGGGAGGAUCUCGAGGACCUUCUCUGCUGGUUCUUGAAGGUCAAUGCAGAAAACACUCACCACUACAUCCUCCGUGCUUUCGUCGAUUUCUUGUUCUCUCUAGCACUUGCUUCUUCUUCUUCCAACGCCAUUUGUAGUACCACCACCACUCUCUCUUCUCUCUCUUCUUCUUCUUCCUCUUGCACCACUCGCUGCACUUUCUGUAUCGAGGAAGAGCUUCAACACCAACACAUUUCUUAAUGUUCUCGAAUUGUAUCUAACAAUGCCUCAUCAUCAUCAUCAUCGUAUUACAGAACAUCAAACUUUUCUUUUCUUUUCUUCAA
Messenger RNA from Vigna radiata var. radiata (mung bean), 887 nucleotides. Its product is annotated as transcription repressor OFP13-like. The record is from RefSeq and is a predicted model, not a curated record. The coding region runs from base 94 to 804 and encodes 236 amino acids. NCBI's taxonomy places the organism in Eukaryota, Viridiplantae, Streptophyta, Magnoliopsida, Fabales, Fabaceae. Gene Ontology annotation, biological process: negative regulation of DNA-templated transcription. The transcript has a single exon.